Vidua chalybeata is the source of this 4191-nucleotide messenger RNA. It is a transcript of the gene VPS35L, whose product is annotated as VPS35 endosomal protein sorting factor like. Gene Ontology annotation, biological process: endocytic recycling. Gene Ontology annotation, cellular component: endosome. The transcript has 31 exons. The record is from RefSeq and is a predicted model, not a curated record. The coding region runs from base 454 to 3531 and encodes 1025 amino acids. NCBI's taxonomy places the organism in Eukaryota, Metazoa, Chordata, Aves, Passeriformes, Viduidae.
ACACAAUCAUAUUGAAGCUACUUUGAAGCUCUAAUGCUUGUGAGAAAAUUGCAUGUUAGAACUUGUGUACAGAAUAGUAUUAAUAUAGAAAAGAUUCAUAAUCUUGUUUAUUUAAAGACCAGCACGGGGCAACAUGAAGGUAAUUUGUGACUUUUCCACACUUCCUAAUUCUAGUGUCUGACAUACGCUUUUUGCAUUACUUAAAUUGCAAUUUUUGUGUGUGAGUGCCACCAUAAGUAAGACAUGGGUAUAUAUUUAGUUUCAUACCAUAAAGUUAAGGCAGCUAAAUGUGAAAAAAGAACCCCAAACUUAAUUUAAACAAAAGUGAGCUUUCAAGUCAGUGAAUUUGUCAGAAGCUGUUCUGAAUGUACUUUUCUGUAGGAAUGAGAUUAGUUCAAUUGCAGUACUAAAGGCCUGGAACCAAAUGUUUUGCAUUUCUGCUGAGCUGGACAGAUGUGGUCCAAAUUCACAAAUGCUGGGCUGAUGGACAUACUUACAGUGAUCAAAGCAAAAAUGUGCAUUUAUAUGUGUGGCAGAUCAAACCACUCUACUGAAAGAGCCCUGGGUUUUUAUUGCCCUGCUGUCUACUCCAUUUUCUUACGGAAACAAAAUCUGUCCAACAUGGACAUGUGUAUGUUCUACAAAAACUUCAGAAGGCAUGCAAGAUCAAGGAACUAUGUGUCAGAAUCUGAAGUGUGCAAGCUGGAAUCUGUACCCUUGGAUUUUGGUGAUUACCAUCCACUGAAACCCAUUACAGUUACUGAAUCCAAGACAAAGAAGAUGAACAGGAAGGGAAGUACUUCUUCUACCUCCUCCUCUUCCUCUAGUUCAAUGAUGGACCCUCUGAGCAGUGUGUUGGAUGGCACUGAUCCCUUGUCAUUGUUUGCAGCAGCUGCAGAUCCUGUGACUACUGCUCCUCCCAUGGAUGGUGCACGAAGGAAACGGGAUAAAGAUGAGAGCUCAGCAGUAGGAAGUGACUUUGAACCAUGGUCAAGCAAACGUGGUGAAAUCCUUGCUAGAUACACAACAACAGAGAAGCUUUCUAUUAAUCUGUACAUGGGAUCUGAGAAAGGAAAAGCCACCACUGUUGGUUCAGCAGUUUCUGAAAAAGUGAGGACAAGGUUAGAAGAACUGGAUGAUCUGGAAGAGGGAUCACAGAAAGAGCUGUUGAAUUUGACUCAGCAGGAUUACAUGAACCGAAUUGAAGAACUGAACCAGUCUUUAAAGGAUGCAUGGUCCUCUGAUCAAAAAGUAAAAGCUCUGAAAAUAGUCAUCCAGUGUUCUAAGCUUCUUUCAGACACAACAGUAAUCCAGUUUUAUCCAAGUAAAUUUGUUUUAAUUACAGAUAUCCUUGAUACUUUUGGGAAACUGGUGUAUGAAAGAAUUCUGUCAAUGUGUGUGGAUAACCGAGUCUCUCUGCCAGAUAACUUUUCUCCAGAGAGUGUUAACGAUACAGCUAAAGAAACUUGCUUAAACUGGUUUUUCAAGAUUGCUUCAAUCAGAGAACUUAUUCCCAGAUUUUACGUGGAAGCAGCAAUACUGAAGUGCAAUAAAUUCCUAUCCAAAACGGGCAUUUCGGAAUGUCUCCCACGGUUAACAUCUAUGAUUAGAGGAAUUGGAGAUCCACUGGUUGCAGUCUAUGCCAGAGCAUACCUUUGCAGGGUUGGGAUGGAAGUGGCACCACAACUCAAAGAAAGCCUGAAUAAAAACUUUUUUGACUUUCUCCUAACAUUUAAACAGAUUCAUGGGGAUACAGUUCAGAACCAGCUGGUGGUGCAAUGUGUGGAGAUCCCUUUGUAUUUGACCCUAUAUUCUCCUGCUAUAGACUGGAUUUUACAGUGUAUUGCAUACCAUGCUCCAGAUGUUCUGCUUACUGAGAUGAUGGAGAGAUGCAAAAAGUUGGGGAACAAUGCUUUGCUGUUGAAUUCAGUAAUGUCGGCGUUCAGAGCAGAGUUUAUCGCUGCCAGAUCAAUGGACUUCAUUGGCAUGAUUAAAGAGUGUGAUGAGUCUGGAUUCCCAAAGCAUCUCCUCUUUCGCUCCCUGGGAUUAAACUUGGCAUUGGCUGAUCCUCCUGAAAAUGAUCGCCUUCAAAUAUUAAAUGAAGCCUGGAAGGUUAUAACAAAGCUGAAGAAUCCACAGGAUUACAUCAACUGUGCUGAAGUGUGGGUGGAGUAUACCUGCAGACAUUUUACGAAGCGAGAGGUCAAUACAGUUCUGGCUGAUGUUAUCAAACACAUGACUCCUGAUCGAGCAUUUGAAGAUGCUUACCCACAGCUGCAGUCAAUUAUUCAGAAAGUUAUCACCUAUAUCUAUGACUUUGCUCUGCUUUUUUCAGUGGAGAAAUUCCUGCCAUUUCUGGAUAUGUUCCAGAAGGAAAGUGUGAGAGUGGAGGUUUGCAAGUGCAUUAUGGAAUCUUUUAUUAAGCAUCAGCAGGAGUCGACGAAGGAUCCUGUUAUCCUCAAUGCUCUCCUGCAUAUCUGUAAGACGAUGCACGAUUCUGUGAAUGCACUAACACUUGAGGAUGAGAAAAGAAUGUUAGCAGCUCUGAUAAAUGGAUUCAUAAAAAUGGUUUCAUUUGGCCGUGACUUUGAACAACAGCUGAGUUUCUAUGUCGAAGCCAGGUCAAUGUUCUGCAAUCUGGAGCCUGUUCUAGUCCAGCUGAUUCAUUCUGUGAACCAACUUGCAAUGGAAACCAGAAGGGUGAUGAAAGGAAAUCAUUCCAGAAAGACUGCUGCAUUUGUCAGGGCUUGUGUUGCCUUCUGCUUCAUUACAAUUCCAUCUCUGAGCAGUGUCUUCACACGUCUUAAUCUGUAUCUACACUCUGGACAGGUUGCUCUGGCAAAUCAGUGCCUUUCACAAGCUGAUGCUUUUUUCAAAGCUGCAGUGAGCCUUGUUCCUGAAGUGCCAAAAAUGAUCAGUGUAGAUGGAAAGAUGCGACCUUCUGAUGCCUUCCUCCUGGAAUUCCUGUGUAAUUUCUUUUCCACAUUAUUAGUUGUUCCGGACCAUCCAGAACAAGGAGUGUUGUUUCUUGUGAGAGGAUUACUGAAUGUGAUCCAGGAUUACACCUGGGAGGAUAACAGCGAUGACAAAGUCAGGAUUUAUACUAAUGUUUUGCAUCUGCUGUCUGCAAUGACUCAAGAAGCAUUUAUCUACCAUGUAGAUAAAGUUGAUUCCAAUGAUACUCUGUAUGGUGGAGACUCCAAGUUCCUGGCUGAAAUUAAUAAACUGAGUGAAACAGUGGUGUCACAGAUCCUGGAUCACCUGAAAACCCUGGGAAAGGAGGAGACCCUGAAGCGGCAGAGCCAGCUGGCACUCUUUUUCUUUAACACCAUUCUGGCUCAUGGAGACCUACGAAACAACAGACUGAACCAGCUUUCAGUCAAUCUCUGGAACCUUGCUCAGAAGCAUGGCUUUGCUGACACCAAGACUAUGGUGAAAACCCUGGAAUACAUCAAGAGGAGGAGCAAACAACCUGAAAUGAGUCAUUUCACAGACUUGGCCCUCCGGCUUCCUCUGCAGUCCAGGACCUGAUGAGUGCCUCUUCCAAGGAGUCACCUACACAAGGGAGCAUGGAACCAAGGCCAAAAAUCACUGAUCUACAUUCUCACUGCAGGAGUUCAGUGUAUUUUUAUUUUCCUUACUGAGACAAAUUUACAUGGGCACAGCAAAGGUAAAACUGUUCUGAGUGCAAUAAUUUAACCUGAGUUUCUGUAUCCAGUUUUACCAUAGUAUUGUUAUUUUAAAUGCUGAUUUACAUUCAGUAAACAGUAUCUUGAACCUCUAGGGUUGCAAAAGCCUUUUGAGAUCUAAUCUGUUGUAAUUUUAACAAAAAAGGAAGAUAAUCUGUACAAAUGAUUUCACAGCCUCAAAACUUCAUCCCUCUUGCAGAAUGGUCAUUCUCCUGUGCAGAAAGCAGCAUUUCCAUAGAACAGUCAGAGUGAGUUGUGCCUCUGCUUUGGGAUGCUGCCAGCAUUUGCCUGGCUGGUUCCAGUAGCAGAGAAAAAUGGCUGAAGUGUUACUGUUCAAUUUCUACAAUACAUUUACACAGACAUGUUUAUGUUUUCAUUUUAGUCCAGUGAUGUUUUGUAAAAUAGAAGGAAUCUUUAAGCCUUGCAAAGGAAAAUGGAAAUUAUGCAAAGUCCUCUAUAUUUGCAAAGUACACUAUCACUAAAUAAAACAAUUUGCAGUUCA